AUGGCAAAACUUCAAGCUGCCACCGUCUCGAAUCAACUUGUCCGCAAGCAAAAGCGAAAGGCGCCUUCUGAUGUUGCAGAAGCUGAACCCCUUGAUGCUCUGCCUUCAAUUCCUACAUCAACAGUCGCAACCAAAACACAUGAUGGAGGCAAGAAACCUAGGCGAGCGUCCAAGGAUACAAAUGCUGGCAAGGGAAAGCUUCCUCUAUUGCGCCUGGAUUCUUCGACAGUGGUCGAGACCUCUAUCCUCUGGCCUGACGAGCUGACCAAGCUCGCUCAGGCGCACCGCGCCCUGAACCUUGUCUACACUUUCUGUUGCACCCGCAAGCACUUGGCCACCACAUUUGAGACCAUCAAAACAGCAGUAGAAGGUCACAUAAAGCGAGAAUUAUUGAUCACGGAUGUUGCCCGGAUCAAGGCCCUUGUGCCUCGAGCUAUCAACUUUGCCUACGUGGAUGAAUCCAGCUUGCAAGUCGCAGUGCUUGGAGAGGAGGAUGGAAUCAAGGGUGGUAGGGCAAAGGAAUUUCGGCCACUCGAGCUUUCCAAAGAGGGAGCGCCUGAACGGGAUGCAUAUGAUAAACAGAAGGAGCUCCUGUUGUUCGAGUUCAUUGAUGGAGAUUUGAAGCGACAAGUGACAAACUCGAAGACAGGGGAGCCCACUAAGCCUUUCCGGAAACUUCGAGAGGAAGACUUGAAAAUGCCGGUGUAUAGCCAGAAACAGAUGAUGAAGUUGAUAGAGAAAAGGAACACCAAGUUCACGUCCGCUAUCAAUGCUUUUCUCAAUCAAUGUGCUGCCGAUGAUGUUAACCCUAUAGCGACAUUGAAAGAAAGAGAGAAGGAGUACAUUCCUAGACCAUCUGAUAACAAGGGAGACUCUCCAGCACCGGCACUAGCGAAGCCUCCACUAAGGAUUCCCACGGAGCGUGACACCGUUGCGAAGAUCAUUGCAGAUAUAAAAGCAAUGGAAUGGUAUACGGGGCAGAUUGUGCCGGAAGGCCAUCGCGUCUUUGACCCUCAGCAGCCCAUUUUCGGUGACCUGAACUUCCAAUUGUCGCAGAAUUUGGUCAAUGCAUUGUACAACACUCGGGGCAUCACCCAGCUCUAUUCUCAUCAAGCGGAGGCGAUAAACAACCUGUAUGAAGGUUUCAAUGUCAUAGUAUCCACGUCAACAAGCUCUGGGAAAUCUCUAAUCUAUCAGAUUCCCAUGUUACACGAGCUAGAACAGGAUCCUAACGCUCGAGGCAUGUACAUAUUCCCUACCAAAGCACUUGCCCAAGACCAGAGGAGGAGCAUGAAGGAACUACUUCGUUUCAUGCCGGGGCUGGAGAACUUAGUUGUUGAUACUUUCGAUGGGGAUACCCCUAUGGCUGAUCGACACCUCAUUCGCGAUGAAGGCCGAAUUAUCUUUACGAACCCAGAUAUGCUGCACAUCACCGUCCUUCCCCAGGAAGAUAAGUGGCGAACUUUCUUACAAAACCUCCGAUUUGUAGUGGUCGACGAGCUUCACGUCUACAACGGACUUUUCGGCUCGCACGUAGCUUUCAUUAUGCGAAGGUUGCGAAGAAUUUGUGCGGCCGUGGGAAACCGUCACGUGAAAUUCGUGUCGUGCUCUGCUACUGUUGCAAAUCCAGAAGAGCACAUGAGAACAAUAUUUGGCGUGGGGAACAUCAAACUCACAGAUUUCGACGGGUCACCGUCUGGUAGGAAGGAGUUCCUGUGUUGGAACACUCCGUUCAAGGAUCCCAAAGAUCCCUCUUCGGGUAGAGGAGAUGCUAUGGCUGAAACGGCAAGGCUUUUUUGCCAGCUCAUCUUACGUGGGAUCAGAGUGAUUGCCUUCUGCCGAGUUAGAAAACAGUGUGAGGUUCUCAUCACUGCAGUACGAAACGAAGCCACAAAUCUGGAAAGGCCCGACGUCGCCGCUCGAAUCAUGGGGUAUCGCGGAGGUUAUGCACCGCAAGACAGACGGAAGAUCGAGAAAGAAAUGUUUGACGGGAAAUUAAUGGGCAUUGUGGCGACCAAUGCUUUGGAACUCGGGGUUGAUAUUGGAUCACUGGAUGCUGUGAUCACGGUUGGUUUCCCAUACACUAUCGCCAAUCUACGACAACAGAGUGGUCGAGCUGGACGAAGGAAUAAGGAUUCCCUGUCCGUUCUGGUUGGCGACUGCUUUCCCACCGACCAAUAUUAUAUGGAAAAUCCUGAUGAGAUUUUUACGAAACCUAAUUGCGAGUUGCAGGUAGACCUGCAAAACAUGCUUGUGCUGGAAGGUCAUAUACAAUGCGCAGCUUUCGAAAUGCCAAUCCGCCGGGACGAAGACAAACUGUACUUUGGCAAGCAAUUACCAGAAAUAGCAGAGGAACGAAUGGUAAAAGAUCCUUUAGGUUUCUAUCACUGCAACGAACGCUUUCGACCUCAACCCUCGAAGUGCGUUGCCAUACGCGAUACAGAGGACGGCCAUUUUGCAGUGAUUGACAUCACCAAUGGCCGUAAUAUCGUUCUUGAGGAGGUCGAGCCAUCUCGAGCCUUUUUCACAAUUUAUGAAGGAGGUAUCUUCCUGCACCAAGGCUAUACAUAUCUCGUGAAAGAGUUCUCUCCAGAACAAAAGUACGCCAAAGUCAGUCUCGUGAAGGUCGACUGGACCACUCAACAGCGUGACUACACCGACGUCGACCCAAUCGAAACUGAGGCAAUCCGUCGUAUUCCAGACUCUCUUUCCCGCGCUUUCUAUGGCGCCAUCAAGAUCCGCGCCCUUGUAUUCGGCUUUUUCAAGAUCGACAAGAACCGACGCAUUCUUGACGCGGUCCAAGUGGACAAUCCGCCUAUUGAUAUAUUCAGCAAGGGUAUGUGGCUAGACGUGCCUAAGUCUGCUCUGAACCUGUUGAACAGCCGGCGACUCAAUGUUGCUGGUGCUAUCCAUGCAGCAGAGCAUGCAAUCCUCAGCUUGAUGCCACAAUUCGUAAUCAGCAUGCCAGGAGACGUACGGACUGAAUGCAAAAAUGCGCUGAAAGAAUUCGCAACGAAAGAGACCUCUCGAAAGCGUCCUGCGCGACUGACAUUCUAUGACGCCAAGGGGGGUUCUGCAGGCUCUGGCAUCUCGACAAAGGCCUUUGAGUUUAUCGAUCUUUUCGAGAUUUGCAAAGAGCAGAACAUGGUAAUGAGUAAAGCUGGUAGCGAGGUCAUCUUGAAGUGCCUCUUAGGCAAAGAAGGAGACAUCAAUGUCGAUGCAUUGCCGUGGGGCCCAGAUGAGAAUACACCGGCGGGUAUCGAGACCGUCGUCGCUGCUGAGACGAUCAGACCAGCCCGCGGUAAAAUCUUAGAGGAGGUUCUGAUCAAAAGAAUUUCUGGUGGUGUGCAGCGGGUCGUCCUUGACCACGUUGGGGACGGAAGGGAGGAUGGGAACCAAGAAGUGAUUGAAAUCAAGGAAGAAUCAAUUGAGUGA
This is a messenger RNA of Letharia lupina, 3435 nucleotides long. RefSeq lists its product as uncharacterized. Gene Ontology annotation, molecular function: ATP binding; nucleic acid binding. The record is from RefSeq and is a predicted model, not a curated record. Bases 1 to 3435 code for a protein of 1144 amino acids. Lineage: Eukaryota; Fungi; Ascomycota; Lecanoromycetes; Lecanorales; Parmeliaceae. The transcript has 4 exons.